AAAGCGAAAGAGAGAGGAAGUUUGUGUGUCAGUGAGCGAGAGAGGGAGGGAGUCACAGAGAACUACCGAGCAGCCAGAGACAGCUUGGUGUCCAUGCAUCAAGUUCUGAUGCCCAUCAUGACGCUGCCCCUGAGCCUCCUCCUGUUGGCUCUCAGUGUGAUUGGACAGGAGCUCCCAUCAGGCCCCCACGGCUGUACAGACGGAAGCUGUUACCCUGCGACAGGAAACCUUCUGAUUGGACGGGCUGUUAAUUUAACCGCCACCUCCACAUGUGGCCUGGGCGGACCGGAGCACUACUGCAUCGUCAGCCAUCUGCAGGAGUCAGACAAGUGUUUCGAAUGUAACUCCCAGCAUCGCUACGACCCGCACCGCCACAGAAACAGCCAUCGCAUUGAAAACGUCAUCUACCUCAUGGACAGGAACGAAGACAACACCUGGUGGCAGUCUGUCAACGGACAGGAGAAUGUGAGCAUCAGACUGAACCUGGAGGCCGAAUUCCACUUCACACACCUCAUCAUGAAGUUUAAGACUUUCAGACCUGCAGCUAUGAUCAUCGAGCGUUCGGCUGAUUUCGGCCGCACAUGGCGCCCCUACCGCUACUUCGCCUCAAACUGCACCAGAACCUUCCCCGGCAUCCCCGCCAACGGCCUGCACCACAUCAACGACAUCAUCUGCGAGGAGCGCUACUCCGACAUUGAACCCUCCACCAACGGAGAGGUCAUUUAUAAAGUUUUGGAUCCUGCCAUUCAUGUGAAAGACCCCUACAGCUUGGACAUUCAAGAACUUUUACGUAUCACCAACCUGCGUAUCAACUUCACCAAGCUCAACACUCUGGGAGACGACCUGCUGGACCGGCGCUUCGACGUCUUGCAGAAAUAUUACUACGCCAUCUAUGAGCUGGUGGUCAGGGGGAGCUGCUUCUGUUAUGGUCACGCCUCAGAGUGCGCCCCGGUGCCAGGGGUCGACGCCCGGGAGAACGGCAUGAUCCACGGUCGGUGUGUAUGCAAACAUAAUACAGAGGGCCUGAACUGUGAGCGCUGCAGAGAUUUCCACAAUGACCUGCCAUGGAGACCAGCGGAGGCAGAUAAUCCACACACUUGCAGAGAGUGUAACUGUAACGGCCACUCAAACCAGUGUCACUUUGACAUGGCGGUGUAUUUGGCCACGGGUAACGUCAGCGGAGGAGUGUGCGAUGAAUGUCUGCACAACACCAUGGGACGCAACUGUGAGAUGUGUAAACCUUUCUACUAUCAAGACCAUAUCAGGGACAUCAGGGACCCACGGGUUUGUGUUGCGUGUGACUGCGACCCCGUGGGCUCGCUGGAGGGCGGAGUGUGCGACAGUCACACCGACCCAGACAUGGGGAUGAUUGCUGGACAGUGUCGCUGCAAAGCCAAUGUGAAAGGCACACGCUGCGACGACUGCAAGGAGGGAUACUACGGCCUGAGCCAGAACGACCCGCUGGGUUGCCAGCCUUGCAACUGUGACCCUCGUGGUAUUAUAAUGAUGGGAGCUCCUUGUGAUCAGAUCAGUGGAGACUGCUCCUGCAAGAGAUAUGUAACCGGUCGCUACUGUAACCAAUGUCUGCCUGAAUACUGGGGGCUCAGUAACGACCUGGCCGGCUGCAGAUCGUGUGACUGUGACUUUGGUGGAGCCUACAACAACAGGUGCAUGAUGGAAAAUGGCCAGUGUAACUGCAGGAGACACCUGAUUGGUCGACAGUGUUCAGAAGUGCAGCCUGGGUAUUUCUGCGCUCCGCUGGACUACUACAAAUACGAGGCCGAAGAGGCCACCGGACACUCCCCGGAUGACCGUGCACUGCCGGGCAAAGUUCGUCCUCAGGCCGAGACCGACUGUGUCCAGCACCUCAACAACCAGCUGAGGCGUCACCGGCGCCACCGGCGCAUCACCAACUCGCAGCAGCAUCGGGCAGCACUGAGACGCAUCCGCCAGCUUCAGCAAACACCGGAUGUGAGGACCGUUCACAGAGAGCACACUCCCAGCCACAUGGUGACGUGGACCGGACCCGGUUUCGCCCGCGUCAAAGACGGAGCGGGCCUGGUGUUCACUAUCGACAACAUCCCCUACGCCAUGGAGUACGACAUCAUGAUCCGCUACGAGCCCGAGGUCUCAGAGGACUGGGAGGCCGUAGUUAGUAUCACCUCAGUGCUGCUGCCCUCCAGUCUCCGUUGUGGAAACCUCCUACCAACUGAACAGCUCUACACUGUUACUCUGCCGCACCGCAACAGAUAUAUUCAGAUGCCCAGGCCGUUCUGUUUCGAGCCCAGUAAUCGUUACGUGGUUUCAAUCAGGUUCCAGCGCCACGGGGUCUCACACAGACACCUGACUGCCUUCAUCCUCAUCGACUCGCUGGUUCUUAUCCCAAAAUACACCGAGCUUCCUGGUUUCCAAGGUAAUGAGCCGGAGGCGGAGCAUCGGCGGGAGGAGAUGAUUCGCUACAUGUGUCUGGACUCCUUUAUGAUCACACCGAUGCCGGCCCUGGCAGAGAUGUGCUCCAAACUCAUCUGCAGUAUUUCAUCCAUCAUUCACGACGGCGCUCUGCCCUGUCAGUGUGACCCUCAGGGUUCCCUCAGCGGUGAGUGUGAUAGGGUCGGAGGUCAGUGCCUUUGUAAACUCAAUGUCAUGGGUCGACACUGCGACCGAUGUGCCCCAGGAACCUACGGCUUUGGAGUGAAUGGCUGCACUGCCUGCGACUGCCACUCCGAGGGAUCCUUAAGCCACCAGUGUGACCCAGUUACCGGCCAGUGCCAGUGCCGGCAGGGAGCCACGGGGCGUGCGUGCUCAGACUGCCAACUGGGCCAGUGGGGCUUCCCCAGCUGCAGCCCCUGUCAGUGCAACGGCCACACAGAUCUCUGUGACCCCCGCACCGGGGAGUGUACGGACUGCAGGGACUACACAGCAGGACACUUCUGUGAGCGUUGUGUGGAUGGGUUCUUUGGAAACCCGAUGCUUGGCUCAGGGGAGCACUGCCGGCCCUGCCCCUGCCCCGGUAACCCCGGCUCAGACCACUUUAACGGAGAGUCCUGUCAAGCUGACCACAGCUCUAACCAGAUCAUCUGUAACUGCAAACAAGGCUACACCGGGUCCCGCUGUGACCGGUGCGCCCCUGGUUACUAUGGCAACCCUGAGCAAGUGGGCGGGCGGUGCCUGCCGUGCGAUUGCAACGGCAACAUCGACACCCAGGACCCCGAGUCGUGUGACCCCAGGACCGGCCGGUGCCUCAUCUGCCUGUACCACACCGACGGCCCGUCCUGUGCCCAGUGUCAACACGGUUACUAUGGCAACGCGUUGGCCCAGGACUGCAGACGUUGCACCUGUGUGAGUGCUGGCACGGUCCAGUCUGCUUGCGGUGACGGACAGUGUCACUGUGACCGGCAGACCGGCGCCUGCCCUUGCAGGGAGAACGUUGCCGGCCACAACUGUGACCAGUGUGCUCCAAACCACUGGAACUACGGUCAGGACCGAGGCUGCGAGCCCUGUCACUGCGACCCGCAACACGCGCUGGGAUCUCACUGCAACAUGUUCACAGGCCAGUGCCACUGCCGUCCAGGCUUUGGGGGGAAACAGUGCACCGAGUGUGAGCAGUUCCACUGGGGAGACCCACAGGUGCAGUGUCAAGAGUGUAACUGUCACCCGCUGGGCUCAGAGAUGGCCCAGUGCGACCGGACAACGGGAGCGUGUGAGUGCCGGGAGGGAGCGGCAGGGAAGCGGUGCGACGAAUGCGCUCGCGGCUUCACCGGCGCCUUCCCCAAAUGUGUCAAGUGUCACCCGUGCUUCCAGCUGUGGGACGACGCGCUGUGCCAGAUCAAAAGGGACCUGGAACACAUCCAGUACACCUUACAGAAGAUCCAGGAGAGCGGGAUCACGCCGGGAGUCGGGGACAAGCGCAUCAAAGAGCUGGAAGAGAAGCUGAAGCAGGUGCAGGAUCUGAUCAGUACGGAGGACAGCGACCGGAUCCACCAGCUGAUUGGGCAGAGCAUCGAUGACCUCAGGGCUGAGAUCGCCCUGACCGACGGGCGUCUGAUGGGCGUCACUCGAGAACUAAACACAACAGCAGAAAAAGAAGGGGCUCUGAGAAACACACUGAAUGAUCUGGAGAAGGAAUUGAGGGACAUCAACAACACUGUGGCUCACAAACAACGCCUGCUGGAUGACUACCUCACUUCAGGAUUUGCAGAUCAGUUUGAGAAAGUGAAGAAAUACUAUCAGGAGUCAGUGCAGGCUGCAGAGAAAUGCAACGCCUCGGUGUACGGUCCUCUCAGUCCGGUGGAACAGUCCAAAGAAACCCGCGGUCUCACUGAAGACCUGCUGGAUGCCAGUAAAGACAAGUUCCUCCGAGCUCUGGCCGCACAGAACAAAUCGCUGACCGAGCUGCAGCACAAGGCCCACGACCUGGAUAAGAAGGUGCAUCACCUCAGUCACAAGGUAUGUGGUGGUCAUAGCAAUGCCAGCGUAGAUGGCAGUUGCCCAGACAGCCAAUGUGGUGGUGCCGGUUGCCGCGACGAUCAGGGUAAUCGUGUGUGUGGAGGUCAGGGAUGCAACGGGACGGUGAGCGCUUCUGUAUCAGCGCUGAAUCUCGCCAGGGACGUGACGGACAGUCUGAACGUUGCCAACGAGGAGCUGCAGGACGCCGUCAGGAAGCUCCAGGAAAUAGACUCUCUGACGCAGGAUGUGAAGAAGCAGGCGAUGAAAACGCUGGAGAAAGCCAGGAAAAAGAAGGACAACUUCGAAAACAACAACAAGAAGCUCAAAGAUUUCAUUAAGAAGAUCAGAGACUUUCUCACUGAGGAGGGAGCAGAUCCAGAGAGCAUAGAGAAGGUGGCUCUGCAGGUCUUGGCGAUCACGCUGCCGGUCAACAGGACCGUCCUGGACAAGAUGAUCAUGCAGAUAAAGGACAGCCUGUCCAACCUCACCAACGUCGAGGGCAUCGUCAACCAAACCUCGCAGUACAUCAGCAAAGCCAAGGAGCUGCUCGACCAAGCUAAAGACGCCAAGAGGCGAGCAGAGGGAGUAAAGGACACAGCCAUCAACACAAAGCAGGCUUUGAACAUGUCAGAGGACGCCAUAGAGAGAGCGAGGACAGCUCUGAAGGAGGCCCACAUUAACCUCAACAGCACAAGGAACGCCACCGCUGAGGUGGAGGAGAGGCUGAGGCAGCUGGAGGAUAAGCAGAUGGACGUCAUGAUGCGUUUAAACAACCUCUCCAUGGGGGUCGAGGCUCUGAGGAACAAGACGGAGCAGAACAGACAGAUGGCAAAGGACGCCAAAGCACUGGCUAACAACGCCACUGACCUAGCAUCCUCACUGCAGGAGAGCCUCAACGACACAGAGAAACGUUACCGUGAGCUGCAGAAUAAGGUGGACUCUCUGGGUGGGGAGGCCGGAGGUCUGGACAGCAUCAACCAGAGGGCAAUGGAUAUCAAGAAGGAGGCAGACGACCUCUUGAAUAAAGCCAACAAAGGGAUCACACAACUGCAGAAACUGGAGAAAAGGUUCAAGAGCAACGAGCGGCGGAUGCAGAGGCAGCGCACGGAGCUGGACGAGCUGAAAGAAAAUGCCACCGUGGUGCGGGACGAGAUCCGGGAACAAGUGCAGAAGUACAGCAACUGUGUGUGAGGAUGUUACAGUUCCCUGUUUACCAUUCGCUGCUGUAGUCCAGAGCGGAGUGUGACUGAUGCUGUGCCCGGGACAGAAAACUACAUCCCCCAUGAGAAUAAAACCCUGCUCUGGUGCCUCCGCUCUGUCACUGGUAUUUCAACUUUUACACAUUUUACCUGUUAAGUGUUAUAUCACAGAAAGACCCUUCCUCUGUCCAUGUACUGUACCACUUUUUGACUCCUAGAUAUCGACACUAACCUGUGUGGUGUUUAUGUCUUUAAGCUAUUACAACAGGUGGACGACCUGUGGAGAGUAUUUGUUUCAUUGUAUAGGCCACGGUCAUUGAUUUCAUGAAUAAUAAACAGAAGAAAUAUAUCAGAGUAUGUUAUCAGAAAGUUAUUUUGACCAAAAAUAAUUUCAAGAUUUUGUGUGUUUUUGACCACAUUAUUAUGGUAUUUACAAUAUGACAUUCCUAUUAAGAAAUACAUUGAAAAGAUUGAUUUUUCAAAUUAAAUUUUGUGUUUAUUUUUUAUUACAAAUGAGGCUCUUGAUUAAACACAUCUAAAUGCAUAAACAAGUAUUCCUGUAAGCAAAACGAUGGAGACAAUAAAUUUGAUAUAGUUUGAA
Molecule: messenger RNA, 6246 nt
Organism: Seriola dumerili (greater amberjack)
Lineage: Eukaryota; Metazoa; Chordata; Actinopteri; Carangiformes; Carangidae
Gene: lamb2l
Product: laminin subunit beta-2-like
Exons: 35
Coding region: 94-5637 (1847 amino acids)
Biological process (GO): substrate adhesion-dependent cell spreading; basement membrane assembly; cell migration
Cellular component (GO): laminin trimer
Molecular function (GO): extracellular matrix structural constituent
Source: RefSeq, a predicted model, not a curated record